Molecule: messenger RNA, 2563 nt
Organism: Centropristis striata (black sea bass)
Lineage: Eukaryota; Metazoa; Chordata; Actinopteri; Perciformes; Serranidae
Gene: rhebl1
Product: Ras homolog, mTORC1 binding like 1
Exons: 8
Coding region: 351-905 (184 amino acids)
Biological process (GO): small GTPase-mediated signal transduction
Cellular component (GO): plasma membrane
Molecular function (GO): GTP binding; GTPase activity; GDP binding
Source: RefSeq, a predicted model, not a curated record
UCAAUUUCCGUCAGUUUGACUUGCGAAUCGUAACCGCGUUGAGCAAGCGUUUUUUUCUUUUCCAAUUUCAGCUGGAACGACAAUUUCCUAAUUCUAAACCACCGAUCGACACCGAUUACACUCCCAGACACAGAAAGAGAUCGUUGUUUGAUAAAAGUACAAGUUGUACUUGCUCUACUUAAACUGUGAACUUCCAGCUCGCGGCCCAGCAGAGAGCUCGAGCGGCAGCUCCGAAAAGUUUGUUGUUGUCACGUGAUGCAAGACGAAUGUGGCGAUAAAAGUUUGUUUAGAUAGUAAAACUAGGUGGCGAACUACAUCAUUACAACCUACUGAACACCGUUUUCACCAAAAUGCCUCAACCAAAACAUCGAAAGAUUGCAGUUAUAGGUUACAGGUCUGUAGGAAAAUCAUCUCUUACAAUACAGUUUGUGGAAGGACAGUUUGUUGACUCCUAUGAUCCCACCAUCGAAAACACCUUUAACAAAUUGGUCAGUGUGAACGGUCAAGACUUCAAUCUUCAGCUGGUUGAUACAGCUGGGCAAGAUGAGUACUCAAUUUUUCACCAAUCCCACUCAAUGGACAUCCAUGGGUAUGUCCUUGUCUAUUCAGUGACUUCCAAUAAAAGUUUUGAAGUUGUGCAGGUUCUACACGACAAACUGCUAGACAUGGUUGGGAAGAUUCAAGUUCCAACUGUUCUUGUAGGGAACAAAAAAGAUCUUCACAUGGAAAGGGUUAUCAAGCCAGAGGAGGGAAAGAAACUUGCUGAUUCCUGGGGGGCUGCGUUCAUGGAGUCCUCAGCCAAGGAGAAUGAGACUGCUGUGGAGGUUUUCAAGCGGAUCAUUUUGGAGAUGGAGAAAGCUGAUGGAAAUGCACCCCCAGAGGAGAAGAAGUGUGCUGUGAUGUAAAAGUGUUUCCAGGACACCAGUAAGCUCUUUUGCUGAAGACAGGGGGCACCACUUCACCAGCUUGCCAAUCGUGACCUCACCGACACCAAGACACUGCAGUGGAACGUUUCUGCUCCAUUGUGAUACCUGAUUGAUUUACAUAGCAAGGCAACUGCCCAGACAGUUGAUUAACUAUCUCACUAAUUGUAACCACAGGGAGAAGUUUCUAAGAGCAAGAUUAAUCUUUGUUUUAGACAAAGAAGCACCGUCGGUGAACACUAUCUUUAAAUAAUGAAAUGUAAUUAUAUCUGGGUAGAAUUUUGACUUUGAGUUCAACCAAAUGCUCAGAAAACAAAAUAAUAUUUCCAAACAUAUUGGUCCCAAUUAUUGCAUCUUUUUUUUUGUGAACGUAUUAUUCUAAUUCCUACUUGUGAAUUUGAUGUUUGAGACAUCAUUGGCCCAUGUCUCAUAAUCUUUGAGUAGUUGAAUUAAUGUACAGGUAGGGAUGGUUAAUAACCUUUUUAGAGACUGGUAUUACUUUCUUUUUAUUUGACAGUUGACAGGGAGUGAGAGUCACAGUUCACAUUGCUUUAAAUGUGGUGUUAAUAUAUCAGUAUCUCUCACAAAUGGUUGAUUUCCUUGAAUACCCUGGAAUGAGAUUUCAAAUGAAAUUUCACUGGUCUCACAGCUGUCACUGUAAUUUCUAUCAACUCAUCUUCAGGUACCUUUCACCAAUGAACUCUUGAACUGUGUCUUCACGAUGGAGGAAAAUAUUCGUUUAUCUAACAACUCACAUUUUCAGCUCUUCUGCUAAGCAGUUUAGUCCUAUUUGAUUGUUUCUACGGUUUAAUUUCUCCUUAUUGACUGUAACAAAGAUGUUAUCUUAUAUACCGUCAGAAAUUUAGUAUAGAUUGCAAUAGAUCUUUGGUAUUUACCAGUUAUGGCCUUUUUAUACAAUAUAAAUAGAAUCUUAGAAAUUGGUUUGAUACUAUGGGUUAUAUUUUGAGUGGUGCAGGUUUGCUCUCCCCUAAAUACUCUAAGUAGAGUAUAUUCUCAAUAGUGCGUCAUGAACAUUGAGUUGCAAUUUUUAAAUUGCAUUUUAACAUUGUGUAAGACUAUUUAAGUGGCUGAAGGCUACAGAGUUAGCUUAGUAAUCUUUUUGCUCAUGGAUUUGAUUUGGUGAUUCAUACAGGCCUGAUAAAACCAAGCCAGGGAUGACAUGUAGUCCAUUUAAUUCAUAUUGUGGAUCUGCAUGAUCAUUGUCAGACGCUUGAGAUCCUUAAUGACUUGUUUUUCUUAGAUCAUGUAACCUUACAAAGACAUGACACAUUGUGGACCCCCCUCUCUCAUAAUCCUCAUGUUUUACCUGUAGUGGGUAAUUGUAACUUUUUAUCAAGUGCUUUGCUGAGUAAGUAGUUUAUUGAUUGAUGAUGGCUGAACAGAAGCUGGUGAUGCUGUGUCUUGUGCCUUACAGUUCCUCAAACUCCCUCAUCUGCUUCCCUUCAUGAUUUAAGGUGCUCUUGAAGGGUUUUUUUUUCUCCUUUUCCUUCUGUUGACUUGAUACCAUGGUGCAGGUGGUGUUGUGCACCUGAACACCAAUAUCCCCUUGUGGGUCAAUGUUAAUUCAGAAAUCUUGCUGUAAACAGUUUUGUAUAUAAAUAAAUCUGUUACUCAUUUGA